ACCUGGGCGUGACCAUAGGUGUGGACUCUCGCUAUAACCGCAGCCGGAGGCAGAUCGCUGUUCUCGGGUUUGACCGAAGGUGCGAGCAGAACCACUGAGAGCAGCGAUGACCGCCGAACCGAUUCGCUCGGCUCUGGGUACCGUCUCUUCGGAGGACACCUCUCUGGUGCUGCCCUCCGACAAAAAUCAGCGGACGGGGCAGCAGCGCGUCCUGGAGCAGGUGAACACCAUAAAGAGAAGCAAGUCGAAGAUGGUCAAGAAUGACUCCAUUCCGUCGCCAACAACUCCAGCAUCGGUGACAGAAUACAGCGACCCUAAAUUCCAGUUCUCACCAACAAAACUGAACGACACACUCUUCAAGUUUAGCAGCUCCAACAUGACAAGCAGCCACAGCAGAAUGACUGGUCGCAGCUUGUCCAUGCACAACACGGUGAGAAGACAAACCCAGAAGAGCCAGUGGGAGUCUCAGAUGAACUGGAAUGCACAGUCUCAGUCCAAUGGGAUGAGACGCAGUGGCAGCGUCCCAGCCUUGAAUAAGGCAGAUGGCACAAUUACCCAGCAGUCCAAGAUGAGGUCUUCUACUGUGCGAUAUAACCGAGCAACUGGACAAUCCAUGAGACUCCAGGAGAAUAACCUGCCUGCCGGCCCCAACCAAUCACAGACUGGUCGCAGCUUGUCCAUGCACAACACGGUGAGAAGACAAACCCAGAAGAGCCAGUGGGAGUCUCAGAUGAACUGGAAUGCAAAGUCUCAGUCCGACGGGAUGAGACGCAGUGGCAGCGACCCAGCCUUGAAUAAGGCAGGCGGCACAAUUACCCAGCAGUCCAAAAUGAGGUCUUCUACUGUGCGAUAUAACCGAGCGACUGGACAAUCCAUGAGACUCCAGGAGAAUAACCUGCCUGCCGGCCCCAACCAAUCACAGGUCGCAAGCAUCAAACCUUCCCUCAGCCAAUCACAGACAAUUACGAAAGUCACCACUACCAAGAACAAAUCAGAAGUGCUGGGUGCGAGUGGUGCCGAGGGAUCUAUUCCUAACAUCACUCUGCAGGAGGCAGUGGAUUAUCUGUCACACUCAGACAUCAGCCAUCAGCUCUGUGGAGCUUCAUUCAUACAGCACCACACCUUCACUGAAGACAGGGCCAAGCAAGAGGUUUGCCGUUUUGGAGGGAUUUCUGCUCUUAUUCAGCUGCUGAAGUGUGACAAUCCACAGCUGCAACAGAUUGCUGCCGCUGCGCUGCGCAACUUAGUUUUUAAAGACAACAAUAACAAGCUUGAGGUGGAACGUUGUGAAGGAAUAGAGGCCAUUCUGACCUUGCUCAGAAACACCAACAUUAUAGAAACACAGAAACAACUCACUGGUCUGUUGUGGAAUCUAUCCUCGGCUGAUAAGCUGAAGCAAGAGCUGAUCAAGAACGCCAUGCCGCUGCUUACAGAAAGCAUUGUGGUGCCAUGCAACUUUUGGACUGAUAGCAACACUAACAAAAUCACUGACCCUGAGGUCUUCUACAACACCACUGGCUGUUUAAGAAACCUCAGCUGUGCUAGAGAGCAGGAGAGGAUAUCGAUGAGGAGCUGCCCAAGACUUAUCGACUCUCUCAUGUCUUACGUUCAGACUCAAAUGGAAAGAGGCGAUCCAGAUGACAAGUCGGUGGAAAACUGUGUCUGCAUACUUCAUAACUUGAGUUACCAGCUAGAGAAAGAGGCUCAAGAUCACUUCAAACAGUUCUCUUUUCCUGAUGAGAAACCGAAUGAGAACACUAACAAAAAGAGCCUCUUCAGCCCCAAGAGCACCAAGACCCAAAAGGAGUUCAACUUUCCAGCCAUGGAGAAGGAAGAUCCUACAGGAGUGGAUUUGUUGUACAACCAAAAGUCGCUGCAGAUGUAUCGGUCUCUGCUGGGCUUAAGUAAGAAGGAGGCCACUCUGGAGGCAUGCUGUGGAGCCCUGCAGAACCUGACCGCUUCAAAGAGCCAUUUGUCCACUCUGAUGAGUCAAAGCAUCAUAGAGAAGCUGCAUGGCCUGUCUGUCAUUUCGCCCCUGCUGAUAUCACAAAACCCGGGCCUGCGGAAGACGGCCAUGUCCUUAGUGGGCAACAUGUCCAGGGUGUCAUCUCUACGGAGCACUAUGGCCAAGGAAAUUCUUCCCAGCGUCACUGCUGUUCUGUCGGCUGUAACGCCAAAAAUGGUUGAGUCUGACAGCACCAUCGCUACAGCGUGCCGUGUGAUGAACACACUCAUGCUGGCAGAGCCCGACACUGCCAAGGAGAUGAUCAACACCAAACUCGUCGACUCUCUGAGCAUGCUGAGCUCAAAUGUACUAUUUGUCACAGCCAGAAUAGCUGCUGGAGUUCUUCUGAGGAGUAUGUGGGGACAAAAAGACAUCCAGAAUGUGCUGAAAAAGCAAGGGAUGAAGAAGGACACGUUUAUAAAUACCACCACUACUGAUGCAUACAAGGAAGCAACACGCAUGGAUGGACACUGAGAGAUGUGCAAUUUUGCAGUGCUGCAGGAAGCCACAGAGUUUCAGAGAACUGUCCUGCUUUCAUAUAUUGCAGCACAUUAUGGGUAUAUGCAGUACAUAUUGUAGAUUUAAUGGGAUUCCAGGAAAUGUUUUGCCAAAUUUGACUAUUACACUCUCACUGUCAUUCCAAACCCAAAUGUUCUUCUUCUGAGGGCUAAAAUGGCUAAAAAGACCCUUAAAGUAUGAUAAAGGGUUUGUGUGAUGCUAUAUUCCAGAUGCUUUGUGUGAAGAACAGACCAAAAAUGUACCAAAAGUAAAUAUACUUUCAGAUCUCUUCAUUGCAGUGGGUCACAAAACUGCGACUGUGACUGAUUCGUUCAUGAUCUGAAAUUUAGCACACAAGUCAUUUGGAUGGUUUUUAUGAUAUUUUAAUGGCACUUUUCAAUCAUUUUUAAACUUGACAUCCACUGAUGGAGGAAUAAUCAAUUACCCAUUUUUGGUCAAAUCCCUCUUUCUGGGAUGAACGGGUGCUAGCACAGACCUGUUUAGUGCCUAAUACACAUCUAUCACGGGAAAGAGUUUGUACACUUAUGCUUGACAAACUUGCACUACUGGUGCACUCUUCUUCUGCUGCUUUCCUUCCACUGUCCUCCUGUGCUGUAUAUUGGGGAUCAUAAUACAUGUUGGAUAAAGCUUUUGCAUUUCGGUGCAAUGAGGCCUGAAUAGUUGUCGGUUUCUAAACAUGCUCUUAUGUUGCAGUUAUUAAAAACCUUUUGUAUAAAUGCACCACUUUAUUUCUUCUCGAUGUCCACUUAAGUUGUUCUUAGGUGUUUCAAUGUGAUUGAAAUAAUGUCAGUGGUUGUAUUAAUGUUGAAAGAAAAAUAUUGCAGCAAUGUUAAUACUAAUUAAAAGUAAAUUGGAUGAAAAGUAAUUAGAUGUUGAACGUCAUUCUUGAUCUGGUUUUUAAAAAAUCGAAAUGAAAACAAGUGUGAUUCAUCAUUGGAAUGCCAGUUAGAUUGAAACUUAAUGAACUUUCGGUUGCACUCGCAGCUCUGGAUGUUUUGCCUUCUUCAACUUGAGUGGACUGAACGCUGUGUUAAAUUCAGUUCUCACCUACUGUAGAAUCAGAACCACCUUAAACUUUGAAGUUCUUAUGGCAAUAUCUGUUGUUUCUUUUUUACAUCGUUAGCCACACAUAAUUCUACUGUAAAUACAUGAUAUGAAAAGGACUAAGUGCAGUUGAGUGGUAUAUAUGCAGAUGUUGGCAGUGUAAAGAUGUUUUUGGACUUUUGGGUAUGGUUGCAUUUUAGGAGAUUUAAUGCUAGAUGCAUUCACUUGAAAUGGGGAAUAAUUUUUCGGAAUUAUAUUGAAUAAAAUGAAAUGAUAUUUUUGUUUGUCAGUCGGCUGCUAAGAGCAGUAAAUGCAAAAUGAAUUGUUUUCUAGAUAUACAGUAAUAUAAUAUUUUGAUUGACAUCCUUUUUUUUUUAAACCAAACUUGCCUUUUCUGUGUGCUGUUUGCUAAAUGUGUGUGAUAUUGUAUUUUGUGAGGAUUCUUUUUACUUGACAUUUGUGUGGCUGGAAUGUGUUUAAAAUGUGUUUAUGCUUGUGGGAAAAUGUAUAGAUUAUUAUUUUAUUCUAUAUUAUUUUUUCCAUUUUAUUAUGUUGUCAAAAUGCAAAAAAAAUAAGACAAACAAAGUUAACAAAAAUAAAAUAAUAAUAAUAAUUUUGUACUAAAAUAUUAAAUGUGGCUGUGUAAAAUUGCAGUUUGCAUCUUGACCAAAAUGUGCAUUUUAAUCUUGCAUAAAAAUAACAAAUUAAAGUGCAAUUCAACAAGAAAA
This is a messenger RNA of Cyprinus carpio (common carp), 4296 nucleotides long. RefSeq names its product plakophilin-1-like. Gene Ontology annotation, molecular function: cadherin binding. The record is from RefSeq and is a predicted model, not a curated record. Gene Ontology annotation, cellular component: plasma membrane; adherens junction; nucleus. Lineage: Eukaryota; Metazoa; Chordata; Actinopteri; Cypriniformes; Cyprinidae. Gene Ontology annotation, biological process: cell-cell adhesion; cell-cell junction assembly; intermediate filament bundle assembly.